Messenger RNA from Bipolaris maydis ATCC 48331, 240 nucleotides. RefSeq lists its product as uncharacterized. The record is from RefSeq and is a predicted model, not a curated record. NCBI's taxonomy places the organism in Eukaryota, Fungi, Ascomycota, Dothideomycetes, Pleosporales, Pleosporaceae.
AUGGGUAUCUUCGAGAAACUUCAAGCUCGCCUUGAGCUGCACCGCCUUGAACAGCGCUACACGCGCCGCGAGAAGCGUACUACCUUCAUUAGCGAAGCGCAGUAUGUAGACGGCGAAUACGUUUAUGCUUCGUCGCCUUCUUCCGCGAAGUCGUCAAGCACCGUCAAUAGCAAACGUUUUAGCGUCAUGCCUUCCAUAAGAAUAAAGGAAAUUGGUCGCAAUGGCACCGGACGAUCUUAA